AUGGCGGUGGGGGCGCAGCUCGCGGCGCACGGGCGCGCGGCGGUUGUGUCGCAGGCGAGCACGCGCGCCGACGGCAGCGACACGCCCGACGCCGUGGAGGACCGCUGCUGGAUCUGCUACGAGGGGCCGCGAGACGCCGUGCUGCUCGAGUGUGGCCAUGGAGGCAUCUGCGUCGCGUGCGCGCGCCGAGUCUUCAAGAAGAGGGGGCGGCUGUGCCCGAUGUGCCGACAGCCGGUGUCGCAGAUGGUGCAGCUCCAGCUGGGCGACGGCCACGGGAGUGAGCUCGAGAUGCCGCGCGGGUCCAUCGUCCCCGUGCGACCAGCUGAGCUGCCUGAGAAUUGGCUGAACGGGUGA
Messenger RNA from Emiliania huxleyi CCMP1516, 354 nucleotides. RefSeq lists its product as hypothetical. Lineage: Eukaryota; Haptophyta; Isochrysidales; Noelaerhabdaceae. The coding region runs from base 1 to 354 and encodes 117 amino acids. The record is from RefSeq and is a predicted model, not a curated record. The transcript is spliced from 3 exons.